Morus notabilis is the source of this 886-nucleotide messenger RNA. Its product is annotated as HVA22-like protein k. The transcript is spliced from 8 exons. Bases 151 to 708 code for a protein of 185 amino acids. The record is from RefSeq and is a predicted model, not a curated record. Lineage: Eukaryota; Viridiplantae; Streptophyta; Magnoliopsida; Rosales; Moraceae.
GAACAAGCCCCAUAUAUUCGUGGAAUUAACCCAAGAAAUAACACAUCUUAAAAAUUGUAGCCCUCCAGUCCGCUUCUCCAAUCAAAAUCGUUACUGAAAAUCCAGAAUCUGAUUAACAUUUUCUGCAAUUAUCAUUAGAUUUCCUUUUUCAUGGCUGUCCCAAGUGAGCUAGGAUUGCAAUUGCUGCUUUGCCCUCUUAAUUCCAACAUUGUUGUCCGUACAGCUUGUUGUUCUGUGGGAAUUGCUUUACCUGUGUACUCAACGUUCAAAGCUAUCGAGAAAAAGGAUCAAAAUGAGCAACAACGAUGGCUUGUUUAUUGGGCGGCUUUUGGAUCUUUCAGUCUCGCAGAAAUGUUUACAGACAAAAUUCUAUCCUGGUUUCCACUUUACUAUCAUGUGAAGUUUGCUUUUCUUGUUUGGUUACAACUUCCAUCCGCCAAUGGGGCAAAGCGUUUGUACAUGGGCCAUUUGCGCCCAUUCUUACUGAAACAUCAAGCAAGAAUGGAUCAAAUUUUGGAGUUUGUAUAUCGUGAAAUGAGUAAAUUUGUCAGUGCACACGGAGCAGAAUUACAGUUUGCAAAGACCCUUUUAAUGAAGGCUCUGGAAUUCGCAAACGGACUGGUUAGGGAUGUCAUACGCCCGGUGCAGAGGCAAGCAGACGGUGUAAUUGAGGGCCCUCAAGACUCAGAAUCAGAUAAAGAAGAUUGAUGCUUUCUCCCCAGAAGUUUGUUUCAAAUAUCCCUUUGUUUCGUUUCCUUUUUCCUUUUUUUUUUUUUCUUUUUUUCUUUUGGGCGGUAUAGGUAUUUAAUAGCUUCAGGUACUGUAUAUAUAGAUAUCAUAUUUGCCAGUUCCGAUGGCUUGUUUCUUCACUUUCUUUGAUUUUUUU